Anopheles funestus (African malaria mosquito) is the source of this 5555-nucleotide messenger RNA. RefSeq names its product SWI/SNF complex subunit SMARCC1 (gene mor). NCBI's taxonomy places the organism in Eukaryota, Metazoa, Arthropoda, Insecta, Diptera, Culicidae. Gene Ontology annotation, biological process: positive regulation of DNA-templated transcription. The record is from RefSeq and is a predicted model, not a curated record. The transcript has 6 exons. Gene Ontology annotation, molecular function: histone binding; DNA binding. Bases 383 to 4642 code for a protein of 1419 amino acids. Gene Ontology annotation, cellular component: SWI/SNF complex.
ACUCCAGCGAAUGUCGACCUGACAGUUCAGCAAUGUCGACAUCUCAUCCACUGAACUGCAAUUUUGGCGUCCUGUCAGUUUCAUCACGGACACGACAGUAAAAAAAAACCUCGAAGAAAAACGCCUCAGUUCGGGGUAAAAAGGAUUCACAAACUGUGUUGUAGUGUUGUUUCAGCGCAUUUCUUAUCGUGUUUUUAACCAAUUUCCCAUCACAAACAGUUCAUACAACCGCGUGAUCUUCAUCUCCGCGCGUCUGUGUCGUGUCGUUAUCGUUUGCCGUCACUGCUACACUCAAGGCAAGCGUCAGUGAGAACACUGAAAGAAAAGUGCUGCAGCGGUUCCUAAUCGUAAACAGCGCACUAAGCAGUCGCUGGCAAAACCCAUGGAAAUGGUGUCUUUGGGGCCGAAAAAGGAUGGAAAUCCUAAUGCCGAGUUCUUUACCGCACCGGAAACGUUGCAAGGUUUCGAAACGGUGCGGCUGUGGUUGCAGAAACACUUCAAAAAGUUUCUCGCCCCUGAUCCUCCGACGAAAGAAUCGUUGGCACAUUUGAUCAUACAAUUCAUACAGUAUCAGGAAGCAAAACUUGGCAAAAACUCCCAAGAUCCACCUACAACCCGAUUACCGAUACGAUGCUUCAUGGAUUUCAAACCGGGCGGUGCCCUGUGCCACAUUCUGUCAACAAUGUACCGCUACAAGGCGGAACAGCGCUGGCGAAAGUUUGACUUCACCGUCAACAAGAACCCGAUGCGCAAGGAUCCGAUCGGACAGAUGGUGCUUGACAUUGAGACGGCACUGAUCGAGGCGGAAUGUAUGCGACUUCCGAUCGUAUACAUUCGCCCGGAGGUUGAUCGUGCGACGGCCAACAAGAUAACCGACAUUGUCACAAACCAUCAGGGAGAGAUAACGGUGGAUGAGGAGGAAGCAACCCACAUAAUCUACCCGGUUAUUGAUCCGCUGCCGGAGGAUUAUGCACGGCCGACGUUCCGGCGUGAGAAACACGUCAUGAUCCAUUGGUACUACUUCCCGGAGUCGUACGAUACCUGGGUACCGAAUUCGUUCGAUCUGCCCGAUAACGUACCGGAAAGUCCACCGUCCCCGGCCGAACGUUGGCGUGUGUCUGCCUCCUGGGUGAUUGAUCUGGACGAGUAUAACGAGUGGAUGUCGGAGGAAGAUUACGAGGUGGAUGAGAUGGGCCGGAAAAAGGUGCAUCCGCACCGGCUUGGUGUGGAAGAUUUGAUGUCGAGUGUGGCCGGUGGUGGUGCUGGAUCGGAAGAUAAAGUGAAGAAAACGCCCAAAGUGGUCAACUCGAAGCGUAAACGAUCGCCUUCCCCGGCCGCGGGUAAAGGUGGCAAGCGAAAGAGUUAUCGGUCACCGGCCGCAUCGGCGGCAGCGUCUUCCUUCCAGAAGAAACCCCGAGCUGACGACGAGGAGUCGGAAGAUCUGACCAAGGACAUGGACGAUCCGACGCCCGAAACGAACAUCACCGAGGUGAAACCGAACAUGGGCAGCUCGACAUCGGGACCGGCCACACCGCAACCGAAACGCGAUCCCGACAUGAUGCCGAUGAAGUACGCCACCGUGACGGAUCUGGACGAUGAGAUGGAGCGCGGUGGAGUCGGUGCGGGUGGCGCAGGUGGAAGUGGUUCCGGCAUGGGUGGUGGUAGCGGUGGAUCCGGGGCCGGUGUCGGUGGUGAUGACAGUCAGGCGGGCAAGACGAGCGAUAGUAGCAACACGCAGGAUUUCCCGGUCGGUGGUAAAGACGAUCUGGAGGACAACGUAACGGAACAAACGCACCACAUAAUCGUGCCAUCGUAUUCGGCCUGGUUCGAUUACAACUCGAUACACGUGGUAGAGAAGCGCGCGCUGCCGGAGUUCUUCAACGGCAAGAACAAAUCCAAAACGCCGGAAAUUUACAUGGCCUACCGGAACUUCAUGAUCGACACGUACCGGUUGAAUCCGACCGAGUAUCUCACCAGCACGGCAUGCCGACGCAACUUGGCCGGUGACGUGUGUGCGAUCAUGCGCGUACAUGCGUUCCUAGAGCAGUGGGGUCUGAUCAACUACCAGAUUGAUGCCGAUUCCCGCCCAACCCCAAUGGGACCGCCGCCCACAUCGCACUUCCACGUGCUGAGCGACACACCUUCCGGGCUUCAACCGAUCAAUCCGCCCAAGACGGCACAACCAUCCGCGGCGAAGAAUUUGCUCGAUCUGGACAAAAAGAAUGCGACCCUGGGCGAGAAGAAGGAUGAGCUUGCGCCGGGUGCAAUGGCGACGGGUGGUGCAAAUGGUGCUGGUGGUAUUGGUGCACCCGGCACACUGAUCGGUCCCGACGGUAUCAAGGUAGAGCAGGGUGCUAUCCCGACGGCCGACCCGAACGGACAGUUUGGUUUGCGGUUGGAUCAGUACGCGAAGAAACCAGCUGCCAUGCGCAACAAGACGGCGGCCAGUAUGACGCGCGAAUGGACUGAACAGGAAACGUUGCUGCUGCUCGAAGGGCUCGAAAUGUACAAGGAUGACUGGAACAAGGUGUGCGAGCAUGUCGGUUCGCGAACGCAGGACGAAUGCAUACUACACUUUCUGCGUCUGCCCAUCGAGGACCCAUAUCUGGAGGAUGACAAUACGUUCCUGGGGCCACUAUCAUAUCAACCGAUACCGUUCAGCAAGGCGGGCAAUCCGAUCAUGUCGACCGUUGCGUUUCUCGCUUCCGUGGUUGAUCCGCGCAUUGCGGCCAGUGCUGCCAAGGCGGCAAUGGAAGAAUUUGCCGCUAUAAAGGAUGAAGUACCAGCUUCCAUGAUGGACGCACAUUUGAAGAAUGUAGAAAAAUCUAGCUUCGGUGGUAAAUUUGAUCCAAACGCUGGGUUGGCAAACAGUGGUAUUGCCGGCACAGGUCCGGACAAGGAUAAGGAAGAUGAAUCGGAGAACAAAUCAGCAACAGCGGCCGCUGGUAGUACGGCGACACCUACCGCUGGUGCUGGUACACCUGCCACCCCGGCCACACCAAGCACGGACGUGGAAAUGAAGGAUGUGUCGAAAAAGGAUGAUGCCGAUAAAGAAAAAGCAACCGAAGAGACAGCCACGAAAUCGCCUGAUUCCGAUGCCACAGCAACGACGGCUGACGCUAGCAAACAACCUGGCGCCACAACGGAUGCUGCACCUGGUACGGCUGCUUCCGUACCGGAUGCGAAGGACAAGGAAGGUAAAGACGGUGCGGCACUAACGCCUAGCGCAACUGGCAAUCAAUCCGAAACGUCAACCGUUGCUAAAGAGAACGGUUCGACCGAUCCGAAGCUGUUCAACGAAGGCAAUCUGCAAGCGGCAGCUGCUGCUGCAUUGGCCGCGGCUGCCGUUAAGGCAAAACAUCUGGCCGCAGUCGAGGAGCGCAAAAUCAAGAGCCUGGUUGCGCUGCUUGUCGAGACGCAGAUGAAGAAGCUGGAAAUUAAGUUGCGCCACUUCGAGGAGUUGGAAACGACGAUGGAACGCGAACGCGAAGGACUCGAGUAUCAGCGGCAGCAGUUGAUACAGGAGCGCCAACAGUUCCAUUUGGAGCAGCUAAAAGCGGCCGAGUUCCGGGCCCGCCAGCAAGCUCACCAGCGUUUCCAGCUAGAGCAAGGCCAAUGGCAACAGCAGCAGGCACAAGCGCAAGCGCAGGCACAAGCACAAGCGCAAGCUCAGGCACAACAGCAGCAACAGCAGCAUGGUGGACCCGCAGGAACGGUCGGUGUUUCGGGUCAAAUCGCUUCGUCGGCCACACCAUCAUCCCAUGGUUCGCAACAAAGCACCGGUUCGGCAUCGGGCACGACGACUACUUUGCCGCCGGGUCAACAUCAUCUGAGCGCCGCUACGAUGGCCACCAAUCCGGGAACUAACACUGCAAAGCCGCCAUCUAUCGUUGGUGGCCCGGGGAUGGUGCCGGGAGCGCCUGGAGCGAUACAUUCCCCCAACCAAGCAAUUCCGGGUCAAGUGUCCGGACCAACAGCAGCAGCAGCGGCAGCGGCAGCAGCAACAGCAUCAUCGGCACUGCCAGCGACAGCAUCCUUACCAUCGGUCAGCCAAGGACCGGCAGCAACGUCCGCAGUGCCCCCCUCCAACGGUAUCAUCCCCCCUAUUACCUCCACCCAGCCGCCCUCUACGAAUCCUACCGACGGUAUUACAGCAAAUAGUAUAAUGCCACCGGGUCUGGGUGCUCCGGGAGCAUCAGUGCCACCCCCCUCACCGGCCGCCGGGGGUCCGCACAGCGACCACUCGGCAGUAGCGGCGUCGGGCCCGACCGCACCCGGGCCCGCCGGUGUCCCGAUGGUGCCGCCCCCGUCUGGCCCUGGCGGACCCCAGCAGCCAUCGCCGUCGGAACAGCAGCAUGCACCGCUGCUAGCGGCAACACCCCCAACAGCGGGUUCGUCGUCCGAUCCCUCCCUACCACCACCAACCGCGGGAGAGGGAAUGCCACCGGCGGCAGUACCGAACCCGUCCCCAUCCUCCGAAUCCCUCGGAGAGCCGGGCCAGGUUACCGCACAGCCACCGGAAACGACAACGAUCAGCGCGAGCACCGUCGUAGCGAGUGAUCCGGAGCAACAGUCCGCCGGAGGAGCGCCCAGUGAAGGACCGGUUGGUGUACCACCAGCGACCGGCACGCCACCAUCAUAACUCCGUCGGAACAACCUCCACCGGAAGCGGCAGCAACAACAGGAGGCAAACCCCCCGUUAGCGAUGAAUCGUGGCGUACGAGGCCGUGCCCGACGGCGUGGCAGCUGAAGCCGUCGAUGAGUAUGAGGCAUAUGCGCGCCCGUAGGCGUGUGUGUACAGAGUUUCUACAGUCGGUGACAACAACAAAAGAAAAACACAGAUGAAUCUUGUUAGCGAUUAACAACGGGAGUAACUAGUAACAAAGCAUUGACUUAGCACAGGAGCAUAACACCCUUCGGCAAAUAUGUGUCCUUGAAUAUGUAUGUGUGUGUGCGUGUGUGGUUUAUUUUUUAAAGUAAAUGUAAUAGUAUCGUAGGGAACACCCCGGGGUGUACAAUCCGCGUGUAGAAUCCGCACAGCAGAGCAAUUUCAUGCAAACCAAGAAACCGCGUACUCGCUUCACCGCUCUAAUUGACAGGCUUCUCUAAUGUCCACGUUCAUUUGCCAGUUUUAAUUUCCGACAACAGUCUUCUGUUAACGUUUAACCAACCACCACUUUCUUCAAUGUUGUGUGUGGGGCGCAAUAAUGAUCAUGCGUUACGCACCGUUUUUCUGGACGAUUCGCGCAAAACAGCGCACUGUGUAUGUAUUGCGUUUACGGCUAUACAUUUUUAUUUGUCAGCAAAACAAGUCGAUUUUUUACGACAUUUUUAAAUGUGACGAUUGUGGAAUAAAAGUUGUGUAUGUAACCACCUUCCCAGGAUCCACCCUCCCCCCUUGGCACACACAGUUUUGUGAGGCAGUGUGAGAGUAAUGCAGUUAUAGGUUCGCGGUACACUCUACUAUUAUGGUUUAUUAGGAGCAUUAAGGCGAUUUAUAAGAAUAAGAAAAAAAACAUAAAUUUAAUUCCGUAUUAUACCCUAGCAUCGUAGCA